AUGCGCGGUCGUGGUGCCACAGAAGCCACCCGAACUGCAGCACUGGUUGUUGAAGGUGCCACCAGCACAUGUGAGCCCUCCCUUACUGGCGCCGCAAGUCCCGUCGUUCGAGGGGAUAUUUGUCGUGAGGCAGGCGCUCGAAGAUGCUUUUUGGCUUUUGCAGGAGUUAGUCCAAGUCCUCAUUGCAUUACCUUCCCUGGACGAGAACAACAUCAAGGUCGAGCAGAGUAA
Molecule: messenger RNA, 231 nt
Organism: Venustampulla echinocandica
Lineage: Eukaryota; Fungi; Ascomycota; Leotiomycetes; Helotiales; Pleuroascaceae
Exons: 1
Coding region: 1-231 (76 amino acids)
Source: RefSeq, a predicted model, not a curated record